CUCUGAGUCUCUCUCGCCCCCCCCAACCUUGGCGUGAUGCAUCCGCUCUGCUCUCGCCCUCCCCGCCCUCCUCGUCAUCUGCGAGAGGUAGCAUUGCGCGUGUGCUCGAGCACUUCUGGACGGGUUUCACCUGUCCCUUGGACAUCUAACAGCCAAGACAGGGUAGCAGCGGUCCAUCCGUCAGCUGCACUCUCUGCUGCUCCGCCGUGAUCCUGAGCAAUGUCUCAUGGGCAUGGCCCUGUGCGAGGUGGUACUCGUUGAGGUCAGUGGGGUUGGCCACGGCACAAAACGCCUGGUCUUCCACGGAGUCCACGUCGCUCUCAUGCUCCACCACUUGCGCUAGGACGGCCUCCUCCGUCGCGCACUUUUCUUUGGUGUGGCCCCACCCCUCGCAGCGCGCACACCACGGCACGAAGUCCUUCUCAUUGGUACGACCGCCGCNCCCGCGUCAACUCCUUCGCGUGUCGCAGGUUGUUCUUUGUCAUGGCAUACUCGUCCGAAAGGGCAUCCAGGAAGAGGUGAAGGACGAACGUUUCGUUGACAGCUAGUAUUUUCUCCGUUAAGGACUUUGCGGUUUGGAGCAUCUCAUUUAGGGCGUUUUCGGGGUUUUCACCUCUAGAGAUCUGGGUCGACGUCAGUGACUUAAGGUCCUCUGACGGCUGUGCAGAUGAUUCAGGGUCGUGUAUUGUCUUGAGCUCACGAAGAGCUCCCUGGGGCGUCUCUGCCUUCUUCAUGAUUUUCCGGUCUUCUUCCAAUGCGUGAGACAGGAAGUUCCACGCGUGGAUUGCGAGCUCUACUUGCUCGCUCCGGUACUGCUGUGACAGCGAAAACGUGCUCUUUCCGCUGUUGACGGGGAUCUCCAAGCUCCCGCUCUCUAUAAAUUGUUCCAAAAGGUUUGCGACAUUAGCUGCCAUGUGGAAACCAUUUAGCCAUUCGUUGAAAUCUUUCGAUUUCCCGCUGAACGGUGGAGAAGUGUACCGCACACUUUGGUACCCCAUCGCUGGGGUUGUGGCUCCGUAUCCAAAGCCAACAGCAGCACCACCAUCUCCCAUGGCGCUACUAUAAUCUUGGUUGUGAGCAGCGCCU
This is a messenger RNA of Ectocarpus sp. CCAP 1310/34, 1086 nucleotides long. The record is from the annotation of a GenBank genome assembly. NCBI's taxonomy places the organism in Eukaryota, Phaeophyceae, Ectocarpales, Ectocarpaceae.